GUUCUCGACCAUUUUCGACGAAUUACGAUCGUCAGCUUCUCGUUAAAAUAGCUCGAACAUGGUUCUCCACAAAAUUUCGGCUGUUCUCCUCCUUCCGACGCUGCUUUUUAUCGACGCUGCAAGAGCCGACGGCCACGCACACUCCUUCCAACACUUCCAUGGUCCAACGAUCGGGGAAGCUCAAGCAGUCACGUGGGAAGACGAACACGGUCAUCAUCAGGAUUUCAUUGCUCAUCCGAAGUACGAAUAUGCUUAUGGGGUCAAGGAUCAUCGCACUGGCGAUUACCACGGACAGAAAGAACAUCGCGACGGUCACGACGUGACGGGCGAGUACACAGUGAAGGAACCAACGGGGAAUGUAAGAACUGUUAAAUAUUACGCCGACGAGACGGGAUUUCACGCCGACGUGCACAACAGCGACGGACAUUAAAAUCGAAACUUCGGCAUGCGUUGGAUGAAGAAACGAGUGAGCCUUAUAAAAUGUAUUCUUAAGGAGGAGCGCCAGUUGAAAAUGGACUGGAAAAUAUACGAUUUUAAGUAGCA
Venturia canescens is the source of this 543-nucleotide messenger RNA. Its product is annotated as cuticle protein 8-like. NCBI's taxonomy places the organism in Eukaryota, Metazoa, Arthropoda, Insecta, Hymenoptera, Ichneumonidae. Gene Ontology annotation, cellular component: extracellular matrix. The record is from RefSeq and is a predicted model, not a curated record. The coding region runs from base 59 to 430 and encodes 123 amino acids. The transcript has 3 exons.